AUGCCUCGCCUCGAGUCCCUGCCUGACGCCCACGUGGUGACCAUGGACACGCCCGGGGUGGCGGCGAGGGACCUGGCGCUGACGCUCGUAGGCGACCGGACGCUGGAGCUCGUCGUGUCGGCCGGGUCUCUGGCUGCCUCCGACCGAGACGACACUGAGGGCUCCCCCCGCAGCUCCUCCUCCGUCCUCCUCCGCCAGCGCAUCGCCCUCCCCUCCGACGCCGACCCCCGCAAGAUCCGCUCCGAGUACUCUGACGGCCGCCUCCGGGUCGAGAUAGCCCGACGCUCUACCGCCGCACACCACCGCCACAUCACUCAGGUCCGCGACGACGACGAGGAGGAGGAGGAGCUUGUUGGGCUCGAGGCCUCGUACGCGAGCAAGCGAGCGCGGCUAGGAGAGCUGACGGAGGAGCUGCGCCGCGAGCGGCGAGAGCUGGCCGGCCUUGAGUCUGAGCUCCGGGCCGCGAGGCAGGAGGCCCGCCGGAAGCGAUCGAGCCGCCGCACUCUCAUCGCGAUCGAGAGGCCGGCGGGGGAGGAGCGCAAGCGCGAAGAGACGGGAGAGAACGAGGAGGGGAAGGAUAGACGGGCAGGAGUAGAGUAG
Molecule: messenger RNA, 600 nt
Organism: Guillardia theta CCMP2712
Lineage: Eukaryota; Cryptophyceae; Pyrenomonadales; Geminigeraceae
Exons: 1
Coding region: 1-600 (199 amino acids)
Source: RefSeq, a predicted model, not a curated record